AUGAGUACAAAGAGACAUAGGGGACUAACUAUCGAGGAGUAUACUCCCAAAAGUGGUUUUAAUGUCACAUCCGUUGUUGAAGCUGAUAAGGAAUUGUGGAAGGCAUCCGGAGAGGAAAAGGGAGGAGAUUUCUCACAUAUUGACAUUAAGAUAAAUGAUGGUAAGAGUACUAAGACUAAACAAUUUGAAAAGAAUGUCAAUGAUGAAUGGGUCCCCAAGUGA
Theileria equi strain WA is the source of this 222-nucleotide messenger RNA. RefSeq lists its product as hypothetical. The transcript is spliced from 2 exons. The record is from RefSeq and is a predicted model, not a curated record. Bases 1 to 222 code for a protein of 73 amino acids. Lineage: Eukaryota; Apicomplexa; Aconoidasida; Piroplasmida; Theileriidae.